Messenger RNA from Penicillium manginii, 714 nucleotides. RefSeq names its product Haloacid dehalogenase/epoxide hydrolase. The coding region runs from base 1 to 714 and encodes 237 amino acids. The record is from RefSeq and is a predicted model, not a curated record. The transcript has a single exon. Lineage: Eukaryota; Fungi; Ascomycota; Eurotiomycetes; Eurotiales; Aspergillaceae.
AUGUCGAAACUUUCCGACUAUCGCUUGCUUUCAUUCGAUGUUUACGGCACUCUAGUUGACUGGGAAGGGGGAAUUCUCCAUGCUUUCCAGCCAACUUUGACCAAGAAUAAUGCACAAUCUGCACGACAAGAUCUAUUAGCUCUUUAUCACGAGUUGGAGCGAGAGCAACAAAAACAGACUCCUGAGAUGCCCUACCACGAGCUUCUGACUACUGUUCAUCCGAAACUUUGCCAGCGGUUGGGACUAGAGACACCUACCCAGACUGAGAGCAGUUCUUUCGGCGAAUCGAUUGGACACUGGCCCGCAUUCCCCGACACCGUCGAGGCUCUUAAGCGCCUAUCCAAGCAAUUCAAGCUAGUUGUACUAUCGAACGUUGAUCGUACUUCCUUUGCCAAGACCAACGCUGGAAGCCUUCAGGGUUUCCAUUUUGACCAAGUCAUCACUGCCCAAGAUGUGGGCUCCUAUAAGCCUGACCUGCGCAACUUUCAGCAUAUGUUGGAUGCCGCGGAAUCCGCCUAUGGAAUUCAGCCCUCCGAGGUUCUACAGACUGCCCAAAGUCAAUUUCAUGAUCAUCACCCCGCAAAGAAAAUGGGGAUCAAGUCUGUUUGGAUUGAGCGCCCUGGAGCCACAAUGGGCAAUCUUUCACAAAGUAUUUUUGACUGGCGCUUCGAUACAUUGGGAGAUAUGGCGAAUGCUUUGGAGGCUGGAAAAUAA